Paramormyrops kingsleyae is the source of this 2229-nucleotide messenger RNA. It is a transcript of the gene prmt6, whose product is annotated as protein arginine methyltransferase 6. The record is from RefSeq and is a predicted model, not a curated record. Lineage: Eukaryota; Metazoa; Chordata; Actinopteri; Osteoglossiformes; Mormyridae. Gene Ontology annotation, biological process: chromatin remodeling; peptidyl-arginine methylation, to asymmetrical-dimethyl arginine. Gene Ontology annotation, molecular function: protein-arginine N-methyltransferase activity; histone methyltransferase activity.
UGAAUUAAACGAGAUUUAUUCAAAAACGAGAACGAACACCACAUGAUUAUUUCCAAACAGCCACAAGUACUUUAACAGUAUUGGACAACUGCAGUACCCGUUUACUACAUUAUGAAAUAAUCAUCGGUUUUGAAGGUGCCUGAUGCAUUUCUGCUCUGCUCAUGUUGCACUUGUAGAAUCCAACCAUCACACAUAUUCAACUCAAUCAAACAAAGUUUAACCAAGAGCAUUUCGCAAUUAGUUACACUAGGUUUUGUAUCUUUCAUUUACAAUACAAUCCUUAAAUAAAAAUGGAAAUGAAACUGUAUUUCCUUAUAUUUGUCCUGGGGUCGAUCGUUUUUCACGUUUAUACACAUACUCAGCGACACUGCUGUGGAACACUGUGGAAAUUGAAAAAGCCGCAUACGCGGCACUCGCUGGAUUCUUUGACAAUGUAGUUUUAAACAUUGCAAAUUUACGCUGUGGUCUAGUGUAGUCGGAAGCUGCAAGAACUACUGUUCCCAUGAUGCCACGGUACCGCGUCAUCCCGGAAGUUUGGCAAACGCAAACGCGGCGUGGCCCGGGACAGGUUUUGCAGGCAUGGAAAUGUCUCGUUUAUCAAAGAAGAGAAAGUUGGACAAAAGUGUCCAGGACGACCUGUAUUUCGACAGCUACUCCGACGUAACCAUCCACGAAGAGAUGAUCGCGGACAGCGUGCGCACGGACACCUACAGGUUGGGAAUUACGCGGAACGGCCAUGCUAUCCAGGGCAAAGUGGUGCUGGAUGUGGGUGCGGGAACUGGCGUGCUCAGCAUCUUCUGCGCACAAGCCGGGGCAAGGAAGGUAUAUGCGGUGGAGGCCAGCUCGAUCGCCGAGCAGGCCAUGGAGGUAGUCAAGCUGAAUCACAUGGAGGACCAGGUCACGGUGAUUCGGGGCGCCCUAGAGGCGGUGCAGCUGCCUGAGAAAGUUGACGUCAUCGUCAGCGAGUGGAUGGGCUACGCAUUGCUCCAUGAGUCCAUGCUGAAUUCCGUACUGCUCGCCCGGGACAGGUGGCUGAAGCCCGGCGGCCUGCUGCUGCCCUCCAAGGCCGAGCUAUUCGUAGCGCCUAUUAACGACCUGACGGUGGAGGAGCGCCUAGGCUUCUGGGGCACCGUGAAGGAGCGCUACGGCGUGGACAUGUCCUGCAUGACUGGCUUCGCGCGAAAGUGCAUCAUGAACAAUGACAUCGCUGUGAGCCUGGUCACUGUGGAGGACGUGCUGUCCCACCCCUGCCGUUUUGCCGAGCUGGACCUGCUUACGGUCACUGAGGAGCAGCUAAGGAGCGUCCAGGGCAGCUUCAGCUGUGCCUGCUUCGGCUCCUCGACCGUGAAUGCCUUUUGUGUUUGGUUCACUGUCACUUUUCCGGGGGAGGAGAAACCCCUAGUGCUCUCCACAUCCCCCUUCAAACCAGAGACACAUUGGAAGCAGGCUGUCCUGUACCUGGAUGAGCCCGUGGAGGUGAUGCAAGACACCAAAGUAGAAGGGGAGAUAACGAUGUUCCCCUCGGAAGAAAGUUCCAGACAUAUAUGCAUCCAUGUGGAAUUUAGUAUAGGAGACCUUAAAAGGAAAAAUAAGACUUUUUCAAUUCCUGAUGGAUACGCUGAUGUCCAAUAAAAUUGAUUGAAAGGGUUUAUUAUUAUUAUUAUUAUUAUUAUUAUUAUUAUUGACUUGGGUUUGUUACUUGUAGGUGGAGCAGAACUUCUGUGGAGAUUAAAGAGUAAUAAAGCACAGGAAAGCGUUUAUGUGGGAUAAAUUUAAGCAGAUAUGAGAGUUAAUUUCUUUAUCCCUUAAUUAUAAAAAUUCUGUCUAAAAGGAAACUUGAAUUUUAUAGCAGUUUAUUUUAAUGCCAAAAGCCAAUGUUUGGUAAUAAUCCUCGUAAGGAGAAGAGAAUAUUGAUAAUGGGUUGGAUGCAAAUAAUAAAUUUGCCUUAUUUAAUUACUUUUUUCUACACUUUUUCUCCUUGUGAAUUUCUUGAAAGAAUUUGUAUUUAACCUGUUGUUUUGCCCUUGGUAUGUUUGCACACUGCCAUAUGACAGUAGCAUUAUUGUAAAUGUUAUACAUAAUUAGUUGAGUCGUUAAUAAUAAAAAGUAGCCCUGUAAUAUUUUUGAUAACUUUGUCUAGUGAAAUACAACAGUCUAAGCGUGAAAUUAUGAACUAUAGUGUAUUAUCCACUGAACCCAAAUUACAGAAAUCACGCACUUUGAUUCAGA